Molecule: messenger RNA, 1961 nt
Organism: Cryptotermes secundus
Lineage: Eukaryota; Metazoa; Arthropoda; Insecta; Blattodea; Kalotermitidae
Product: mitochondrial 2-oxoglutarate/malate carrier protein
Exons: 5
Coding region: 123-1061 (312 amino acids)
Biological process (GO): thiosulfate transport; oxaloacetate transport; succinate transmembrane transport
Molecular function (GO): oxaloacetate transmembrane transporter activity; antiporter activity; malate transmembrane transporter activity
Source: RefSeq, a predicted model, not a curated record
UGUAUCCUGCUGUGCAAGUAAGGUCGGGGUCGGUCGUGGUGUGAAGUGAGAGUUACGGUGUGAGGUUGUGUAGGAGUAGUUGCGGAAGCUAUAAAGUAUAAUUACUUCUCGUAUUCGUCACAAUGGCGGGAGAAAAGGCGAAGACGAUUCCAAAUUCUGUUAAGUUUCUUUUCGGUGGACUUGCCGGCAUGGGAGCAACGUGUGUCGUCCAACCCCUUGAUUUGGUAAAGAACAGGAUGCAGUUAAGUGGCGAAGGAGGAAAAGCAAGGGAAUACAAGACAAGUUUUCAUGCAAUUCAAGGAAUAAUAAAAAAAGAAGGAAUUGUGGCUAUGUAUACUGGUCUGUCAGCUGGACUCCUUCGACAAGCUACCUAUACAACAACAAGACUUGGAAUAUAUACUUGGCUUUUUGAAACGUUCUCAGGGGCUGAUGGCAAGCCCCCAGGUUUCUUUGUAAAAGCAGCUCUGGGAAUGACAGCCGGAGUAGCAGGUGCUUUUGUAGGAACACCAGCAGAAGUAUCAUUGAUCAGAAUGACAGCUGAUGGUCGUUUACCUCCAGCAGAACGACGUAACUACAAAAAUGUGUUUGAUUCGUUAUUCCGAAUUGUAAAAGAAGAAGGGGUUCUCACACUCUGGCGAGGUGCAAUUCCAACCAUGGGCCGAGCCAUGGUGGUGAAUGCUGCUCAGCUUGCAUCCUACUCGCAAGCCAAACAGUUCCUCCUUGAUACAGGUUACUUCAAAGAUAAUAUAUUCUGCCACUUUGUUAGCAGUAUGAUUUCUGGCCUUGUUACAACAGCUGCCUCAAUGCCAGUUGACAUAGCAAAAACAAGAAUCCAGAAUAUGAAGACAAUUGAUGGAAAACCAGAAUAUACUGGUGCCGUUGAUGUACUAGCAAAGGUUGUACGCAGAGAGGGUUUCUUUGCCCUGUGGAAAGGAUUCACUCCAUACUAUGCUCGACUUGGGCCACACACUGUUUUGACAUUCAUAUUCCUGGAACAGAUGAACUAUUUGUAUAAGAAAUAUGUUCUUGGGGACACAAGUGGAAAAGGAGGUGGACUGUAAACGAACAAAAGAAGAAGACUGCAAAUUGUUGGACCUAGUGUCUGUUGUUGUAUGUUAUUGCUUUUCAUUUAAAGCAGAGGAAACUGUUUUUGCUAUUAUAAAUUAUAAAAUAUUUUAUUAUUAAUAUUUACUCCUUACUCUAUCAGAUUUCUCCUUUUAGUUGAUUGUUUAUUAGACCAUAAAGUUUAAAAUGUUCUGUUACUCCAAUUUAAUCUGAACUGAAAUAUUUGGAAUAAGCAUAUUUCAUGCAUUUGACAUACAUCAUGUUGAUAAAAUUUCUUUCAUUUAGUAACUGUUGGGAAUAUUUAGUUGUAAAGUACUGAAUAAUAUAAAUUCCAUAAAAUAUAAGAGAAUUGUGAAAUUAUCAUUUUCAUUAAUUGUACAAAGAAAAUUAAAUUUUAUGGGAGAAAAUACUGAAUUUCAAAUGAAUUUAGGCUAUUCAGUAAUUGGAACAGGAAUUGGUUCUACUCACAAAUUAAAGUUAAAUUUUAAAGGUAAGUAGAACUUUGAAACCAUUGAACCAAUAUCAUUUAUUGUCACAAAACUCUGAGCUAGUGUUCUAUGGCUAUCAUGAACAGUAAUUUUUAUACCUCAUAAAGAUUCAAAUCAAGGAUGUUUAUAUGCAAGAACUGUGAAACUGGCAGGAUGUGUAACUGGUUGUAAAUGAUGCUAAAAUCACUGAUGGUUAUCUAGUUGUAGGAAUAUUUGAGGAGAGGCUGAACAUCAUUCCAAGUAGUAAUGCAUACUUUUUGAAAAAUAUAACCUUUAUCUGGAAAGAAAAAAUAAAAGCUGUCACUAUAUAUAGUCUUUGCUUUCCCAGAAUAUGCAUACCAGUAAUAUUCACUUCCAAAUUAAUGAAGGGUUUUGGUAGCAGAUUUACCAAGUUUCACCCGAAACUUG